Filobasidium floriforme is the source of this 225-nucleotide messenger RNA. RefSeq lists its product as uncharacterized. The coding region runs from base 1 to 225 and encodes 74 amino acids. The transcript has 3 exons. Lineage: Eukaryota; Fungi; Basidiomycota; Tremellomycetes; Filobasidiales; Filobasidiaceae. The record is from RefSeq and is a predicted model, not a curated record.
AUGCAAGAGGAAGACCCCGGUGCGACGCCGUGGGAAGUGCCCCAGGAGAAAUCGACCGAGGAGAUCUUGCAAGAGACGCUCAAGAAGGAGGCCGCGAUUCAGGAUGUUAUCGGGCUUCAGAGACGGCUAAAAGAAAUUAUGGACGAAAUUGACCGUACGGAAAAGACCAACGACAAGCUGGAGAAGGAGAAUGAGAUGCUGCACGUUUACGAGAACAACCUGUAA